AUGUGGCAACAAUCAAAAAUGCUUGCGCUUCUUCUCUUAACAGUUCUACAGUACGGCUCUCAAGCAGAAGACUGCCUUAAAUGCAUUUGUUUGCAAGAGUCAGGAUGUAAGCCCAUUGGAUGUCAUAUGGAUGUUGGUUCACUUUCGUGUGGUUACUACCAGAUCAAACUUCCUUAUUACAAGGAUUGUGGAACCCCUGGACGCAAAAAUGGUGAAGAUGUAACCACCGCUUGGAAGAGAUGUGCCAAUGAUUACAAAUGCGCCACACAAUGCGUCAAGGCCUAUAUGAACCGCUACAAGAAACAAUGUGCUUCGAUUGGUCAAUCCUCAUGCCAGGCCAUGGCUCGCUUGCACAAUGGUGGCCCUUCUGGAUGCAGCAUUUCUGCUACCAUUAAAUACUGGAAUGCCAUCAAAAAGUGUUGCAAAUGCUCUUAA
Cylicocyclus nassatus is the source of this 435-nucleotide messenger RNA. NCBI's taxonomy places the organism in Eukaryota, Metazoa, Nematoda, Chromadorea, Rhabditida, Strongylidae. The record is from the annotation of a GenBank genome assembly.